This is a messenger RNA of Leishmania braziliensis MHOM/BR/75/M2904, 806 nucleotides long. RefSeq names its product GP63-like protein, leishmanolysin-like protein. Gene Ontology annotation, molecular function: metalloendopeptidase activity. Gene Ontology annotation, biological process: proteolysis; cell adhesion. The transcript has a single exon. Gene Ontology annotation, cellular component: cytoplasm; membrane. The record is from RefSeq and is a predicted model, not a curated record. The annotation marks the transcript as partial. NCBI's taxonomy places the organism in Eukaryota, Euglenozoa, Kinetoplastea, Trypanosomatida, Trypanosomatidae.
AUGUCGCGCGUACCCGUAGCGUCGUGGCGUCUGGGGUUGUGGUUGUGUGUCCUCUUUAUGUAUAUCGCUUUUGCCACCGCUGCGAUCGCGUCCUCGGCUCUGAAGGUGGACUCAAACGCGGCGGACGAGCUCCCGUCCCCGUGCGGGCACGGCCAGGUAGCCUCCGAGCAAAGCGAUCUCCCUCUCACAUACGUGACGCUGCGUAGGAACAGCAACGGCCUACGCUAUCAGGUCGAAGUGAACCUCAAGCGACUGAAUGCGUCGGCCACCACUGACCAGCGCGCCGUCGAGCCGCGGGCCGCCGUCACGGUCAGCAGCGACAGCAUGGACUCCGGGUGGGCCCCCAUCCGCAUUGCCGUCUUCACGCCCGAUCUGGAAGACCAAUCGAAGUACUGCACGGCAGUUGGCCAGAUGCGCCCCGAUUCCAGCGGCUCGCUGGUACGGUGCAGCAGUGUCGCUGAUCUCUUGACGGAUGCAAAAAAGAGAACAUUGAUCAGCUCGAUACUGCCCCAGGCAGUCAGCAUGCAUGCGCAGCGGCUGAAGGUGCGUCCUCCAGCGGCCGACACCACCAUCGUAGUGAACACCAUGCCGGGGUCACACUGUGGCUCGUUCACAGUCCCGCCGGCGCACCGGACAGUCGGCGUGCCAGACGCGGAUUUUGUCGUCUACGUGGCAGCGGGUCCGACAUCUACUCCGAGGAGCUUCAUGGCGUGGGCUGUCACCUGUCAGUACUACCCCAACACGGCCACGAUCACGAGCCGCCCAGCCGUGGGGGCGGUCUACUUCAACCCACGCUACCUGCCUAC